CGCGUGUGAAAAGGCACAGUGGAGUCACCCAUCACCACCACUCUUUAGGCAAACGGUACUGAGCCCAGUUCUUCCCAAGGGUCAAAUUUUUGUCUUUUCCAAUACAUCAGCCUCGCGGCUAUUCUGUCACCGGCGUUACCAGGUUGUGCUGGGCACUCACUGCCACGGUCUUGGCGGCCUUUCAUAUAAUUCCGCGUGGUUCCCCCGGCCCAAAAGGGCCGGCCCUAAAAUGUCGAGCUAUGAAAUCCGCACGGUGGUGGAUCCACUAAAAUACAAACUGUGAACACUCUCCUACACUGCACGCUAGCGAUAAGACGUCCACAGAGCUGCCUCCAAUUUCACAGAGAUAUACGAAGAGAGAGAAAAACGGGGGAAGGGAAGCGGUAUCUGCUAACUGAAGAAGAUAUAAAGUUACAAGAAUUUCAACAGAUGAAAGUGGCAAUUAGGAAUGAAGUUCAUGGCAAUAAAGAUCCAUAUUUUAGAAAUAUUAAAGAAAAAUUAAAGAAAAAUGGAAUCAUUCUCAAAAAUGAAUUAAAAAAUCUGCUGCAUUUAUGUCAGACUUCAUCUGAUGUGGAACUAGCCAGAAAAGUUAUUUACAGGUAUUUUUUACAAUCCAGGUACCAUGAACAGAAUGGAAUAACAGCCUUACCUAAUUUUAAAUUUGGGCCCCUCUUUAUGAGGCUAUGUUAUGAGCUAGACCUUGAAAGACCUGCAGUAGAACUUAUCAAAGAUCAGAAUUUGCAUGGUUUUUUCUCAGAGAGUACAUCAUUCCAUAUUUUGAUGACUAUGUUGUUUAAAAAAGGCCAUUUUGAAAGUGCUUUGGAAGUUCUGGUAGAAAUGAAAAAACAAGGUAUACCUUUCAACAAAGAAACGUAUCUACUUGCAUUUGCAAUAUGCUAUAAACUGGAUAACCUGGAGUCUUCCAAAAUCUCUGCGAAAUUGCUUGAAGAAGCACAACUGAAAGGUGACAUGUUAUCGCUGCGAGCAUACUGCUUUGCCAUGGCAACUGCUCUCAAGCAGAAUGAUAUAGCGCAAGCCAAACUUUAUUGCUCCCAGAUAAUGAAAACAGAGAACAAACUAUACAAUAAUCUUAAAGUUCUUGUCCAGCUCAGAUCUGGUUUGCUAGAAGAAGUAAUAAAAACUUUAGAGGCAGCAGUGGAAGUAGAUACUCCUCCUUUUGUGAAAAAACUUGAGUUUUCUGAGCAGGUGCUGGCUACAGUCAGGGAAAAGAUGGAAGAAAACCCUAACCUUUCUGUCAAAUUAGGAGAUAUUUAUACGAAACUACAAGCUUCUGGACAGAUUACCAUGUGCACACUGGAAGACAUGCUUUUCCAGAUUCCUAGUUCAAAGAAGACUACUGCAAAGCUUUUAAGUCAGAAGCAAUUGGGAUAUCAGGCUGCUAAUCCGCUUCAGUCAAAUCUAUUGUUGGAAUAGUUCAGUAUUUGGUGGCAAACUGAACUGCUGAUGGCAUCUCUUAGAAGCCAGGUUCAAAUAAAAUGUCUUCUCCCAAUUUCCACAAUGA
Messenger RNA from Neopelma chrysocephalum (saffron-crested tyrant-manakin), 1522 nucleotides. It is a transcript of the gene PTCD2, whose product is annotated as pentatricopeptide repeat domain 2. NCBI's taxonomy places the organism in Eukaryota, Metazoa, Chordata, Aves, Passeriformes, Pipridae. Gene Ontology annotation, cellular component: mitochondrion. Gene Ontology annotation, molecular function: RNA binding; protein binding. Bases 430 to 1434 code for a protein of 334 amino acids. Gene Ontology annotation, biological process: regulation of mRNA processing; multicellular organism development; mitochondrion organization. The record is from RefSeq and is a predicted model, not a curated record. The transcript has 10 exons.